Drosophila elegans is the source of this 3105-nucleotide messenger RNA. RefSeq names its product organic cation transporter 1-like. Gene Ontology annotation, cellular component: membrane. Gene Ontology annotation, molecular function: transmembrane transporter activity. Lineage: Eukaryota; Metazoa; Arthropoda; Insecta; Diptera; Drosophilidae. The record is from RefSeq and is a predicted model, not a curated record. Bases 115 to 1815 code for a protein of 566 amino acids. Gene Ontology annotation, biological process: transmembrane transport. The transcript is spliced from 6 exons.
CCUCUCCGCUGUGAAUAGCUCAGCCAAUUAAGGGCAACCAGCGUCGGUCGUGCGGUUUUCCAAGCCGGACUCAGUCACUUGGCGACGUUUGGCGCAAUCGGCAGCAGCAGCAACAUGCCCAAACUGCAGCCCACACUGGAGGUGGUUCCGGAGAAGCCAGAGACCGGAUUGGAGGCCGCGGAAUCCGAGAAGGCGACGGAGGAGAGUCAACUGGACGCGAUCAUCAUUGGGAUCGGCCAGUUCGGUCGCUUCCAGAUCUUCAACUAUCUGCUGCUCUGCCUGCCCAUCAUCUGCAACGCUUUCUACUCCAUUUCCUUCGUCUUCACAGCCGGAGAAGUGCUGCACAGAUGCCACAUCCCCCAGUGCGACAAUUUGGCUACCAGCUAUGAGGCUCCCUUCCUGAACUUCACCACUCCGCAGCGCCACGGGAGCUGGGAUCAGUGCGAGCACUACGCCGUGAGAUCGGAUCCAUCGGAUGAAGCUUCUUGCAAUGCCAGCAGUUUCGAUGCGGAUCGACGAGUUGGCUGCGAUGCGGGUUUCAAGCUGAGCAACGACGACAAUACGAUUGCCAGUGAGUUCGCCAUCUUCUGCGCUGACCAGUGGAAGCUAUCGAUGGUCGGUACAGUCAACAAUAUAGGACAGUUUGUGGGCAUACCCCUAGGGGGUUAUCUAGCCGAUCGAUAUGGACGGAAGUUGAUACUGGUGGCCGCCGGGGUGCUUAGUUCCUUUGCCGGACUCGCUCGCUCCACCGCGCCGGAGUACUACAGUUUCCUGAGCCUAGAGUUCCUGGACAUGGCCGUGGGCAGCACCCUCUUCCCCACCGCCUUCCUGCUGGCCGUGGAGCUGGUGGGUCCGCAGCACCGCGUGGUGGCCGCCACCAUGAUUAGUCUGACUUAUGGUCUGGCGGAGGCCUUGAUGGGCUACCUGGCCGACUUCCUGCGCGACUGGCGCGUUCUGCUGCGCGUGCUCUACGCUCCCGCCCUGCUGCACCUGACCUUCGUCUGUCUGCUGCCGGAAAGCGUGCGCUGGCUGCUCAGCCAGUCGAAGGAGGUGGAAGCCAAGGCCACGCUGCGUAGGGUGGCCAGGGUGAACGGCAAGGAGCUGCCGGAGCAGCAGCUGGACGAGCUGAUCCGCUCGAACCGCCGUCUGGUGGAGCAGUCCUCCGCCUCCGGCGGCCACUACAGUGUCCGACAGAUCUUCCAGGCCUUGGGUGGCCGCACCGCUCUCUGCUGCUUCGUGUGGUUCACCCACACCCUCAUCGCCCUGGGCCUGAGCCUGAACUCCACCCAGCUGAGUGGCAGCAAGUUCGAGAACUUCAGCAUGACGGGGUUCAUGCAGCUGCCGGGUAUCCUGAUGGCCACCACUCUCAUGAACUGGAUAGGACGGCGCUGGGCGCUCAGCUCCUGCCAAUUUACUUGUGCCGCCCUGCUCCUGGCAGUGGCCGCCACGGAUGAAGUGUGUCCUUUCGCCUCCUCGAUACUUUACUUCCUGGCCAAAAUGGUGUCCACGGGCAGCUUCAUGAUCCUGUACUUCUUCACCUCAGAGAUCUUUCCCACGAACUGCCGGAACAGCAUGCUCUCCUUCUGCUCCAGCGUGGGUCGCUUUGGCUCCAUGCUGGCCCCCCAAACCACUCUUCUUAUCGUACACUACCAGUAUGCCCCCCAUUUGCUCUUUGCCCUAUUCGGAUUCACCUGCUCGGGACUAGCUUUGUUCUUUCCGGAGACCACCAACAAGGUGCUGCCCACCACGCUGGCUGAAGCACGAGCUCUGGACAGGAGUAUACCCAAGGUAAAAGUCCCGAAAAGUGUCGCCUAACCGAGAACGUGGCACUAUCGCGUCGACAGUAUCGGUGAUCAGCGUAACUGGAGCGUGCGAGUUUCGAUGACCAACAAAUUUGCAAGUAAAGAUUGAGCAAUAAACAAUUUAGAAAUUUGGCAAGGCUGCUGACACCUUAAUGGUGCUCUAAGUUGGUUUGAUAUAUGAAGUUGUACAACAAGCUACAAAAUCUUUUGAAAAUUGAGCAUGUUCGAUGAACAGCAAAGCUGAUUUCUUGUUGUUUAACCUAUAGAAUUUAAGGUAAUAAAAGAGCUUAAGCCCUUUUAAAUAACCAAACAAAAUGAAGAAAUUUCAAUAAUAAUAUUACGUACGAGUCCAAACUAGUCUAAAACCGUUCAUUUCAGUUCGACUUAUGUUGCGUUUUUCUUUUCUCAGUUGAUCAUUGUAAAUAAGAAAAAGAAUAGAAAAAUAAUGAACAUGUAAAACAUGAAAAAAACUAAAUUUUUCUCUCUUAUAUGUAUGCAGUUUUUGAAAAAUGAACAUAUUUUAAAAUAUUUAAUUUAGGACCACUAACAAUGAGAUAUACAUACGGUAAAAAUAUUUUAAAAUCCCAACAUAAAAAUGAGAGCUGCAUUCAUUUCCAGUACAUUUUCAAAAAUGUUUAACACAAAAAAUAUCUUUUAUUUUUAAGAAAAUUUGAAGUUUAAAAAAUAAAUUGAAGAAAAACCAUAUUAUUGAGCCAAAGGAAUUUUUACACGAAAGGAAUAAAACUUCUAAAAGCCGAAUCUUGUGUUGUUACAUUCUAUUGAAUGACUAUACUUAGAUUUUUAUGUUUAUUUGUUUUACGACAAUGCUGCUACAUAAGUCGAUUUUUAAAUCAAUUUUUCGAUCGUUCCCAUGGAAGCUACCAUACCAUAGUAUUGUUUUCCGGUUUUACAAUUUACAAUUAAAACCGUAAGCCUGAAAUAGUAAACCAUGACUAUAACUCGAAGUUGCUGAUCAAUUUACAAAACUAUAAACAUUAUAGAAUCAAAAAUGUCUCUACACUGCGUUGCUUUUGACUAAAUUCAUUAUACAAGGUGGGCCAAUAGAAAUCAUACAAUGUUGUUUGGCUCUCAUUUUUCUCAUUUUUCUCAUUUAAUAAAAAAACUGUGAUUCAGUUUUUUGAUUAUGUCUAUUUGAAUCUUAAGAAUUUUAUUGGCCAAGUCGAGAAGAUGAUAUCGGCCAAAUGGGCGCCUUACCAUAUAUCACAAUCAAGACAUAUCAUAUUCCAUUCAUACGACGAAUAUUGUAAAAAUAACUUAAUUUAUUAUACGAUAUUUUACUGUA